AUAUCUCUCUCCUGGUCUGUGUGACGCUCUCCCCCAUUCUAGGGUUCGCUCGACUCUUUCCUCUUUGUCCCCACAUCUUUAGUCUUUGUAUCGAUCGUUUCUCUUCGAUAGAAUGGUAAUUCAAGCCAAGAACCGCUGAUUCCUCGAGCCAGUCGUCGCCCGUCGCCCGUCGCCCGUCGCUGCCGCUGUCGUCCCCGCCGCCCAGCCCUCCGGUUCUGAUGACUCAUGACGAUGAUGAAGAGGACUAUGAGGAGGUUGGUGGGAAGAAUCGACUAUUGGGAUUUAUGUUUGGAAAUGUUGACAACUCUGGCGAUCUAGAUGUCGAUUAUCUUGAUGAGGAUGCAAAGGAGCAUCUUUCUGCAUUGGCUGACAAGCUUGGUCCAUCUCUUACUGACAUUGAUUUAAUUAAAUCAUCACCAGCACCUUCUGAUGCUUCUUCUGAACAAGAUUAUGAUGAGAAGGCUGAAGAUGCUAUCAAUUACGAAGACAUUGAUGAACAAUAUGAUGGGCCAGAGGUUGAAGCCACCACAGAAGAAGACCACUUGCUUCCAAAAAAAGAAUAUUUCUCCUCCAGUUCAUUAUUGGUUUCUUUGGACCAUAAGGCCUCUGUAUUUGAUGAAGAAAAUUAUGAUGAGGAUGAAGAAACUGUGAAAGAACAUGAGGAAGUGGAAGAUAAGACUGAAACUCAAAUAAUUGCUUCAUCAGCCGAACAGUCGGAUUUGAUUUUAGUGAAAGAGGUUCCUUCAGAUGACAACUUGGCCUCUGCUGUGUCUUCGGAUGAAGAUGUUGAUAUCUUUGAAUUGGGUGAUCUAGAGGAACCUGUCGUUGAACAAGAAAAGAUUGAAUCUCAUGGUGAUACAUCGCUUCCUGUGCUAUGCAUUGAGGAUGGUAUGGUGAUAUUGAGGUUCUCUGAAAUUUUUGGUAGACACGAACCUGCAAGAAAACCAGAAAGAAAGGUUCAUCAGAAACGCCCAAUAGAGCGUGUAAGAACCUUGGAUGUUGCUGAUAUUGUUGAAGAAGAUGAGGAGGCUUUCUUGAGGAGCUCUUCUCAAAAUCUAAGCAAUGCCAAGAAUUCUGGUUCUACUCAUGUCGAUUUUGAUGAUUUUGUCGAAGAACCAGUGUCUGGUGUUGAUGAGAAACACAAGGACCUGUUUCUUUCUGCUCAGCCAAUGAAGGAUGAUAUUGAUUUGAAUAUGUUUCUGAGGAAAUCUUCGGUGUGUCCAGACCUUUAUCCUUUUGAUCAGCUUGACUGGGAAAAUGACAUUGUUUGGGGUAAUUCACCUGAAGCUAGUCAUGGUUGUUCAGAGAGUUGUGUAGCAACUGAACAUGAUGUUGAAGCCAACAAUGAUGCUAAAUCAGAAGAAUUUUUGCAGCGAGAUGCUGAGGUUGCUGAGCAGGAUGUUAAUAUGCCAAAGGAUUUCAUUUUGGUGGAGUCAUUUGGUUCCAGAAAUUUCUCAAUUUCAAGAUACAAUCAAUCAUAUGAAGCGAACUACCCAUCACGAUCAGAUGUGUCAGAAUUAGUUUCUAGAAGGGAUAUCUUGUGUUCUCCUGAAGCCAUGACCCAGAAUAGGUUUGAGGAAGUAUGCAAAAGUGGUGCUUUGGGACGUCUGAACAAACUCUCCUUGCUGAAUAAGGAAUUACUAGAGGGGUCUUGGUUAGAUAAUGUCAUCUGGGAUUCUGAUGAGGACAUUCCCAAGCCAAAGCUUAUUCUUGACCUUCAAGAUGAUCAAAUGCUCUUUGAGAUUUUAGACAACAAUGCAAGAGACCACCUUCGCUCUCAUGCAGGUGCUAUGAUGAUAAACCGUUCUUCCCAGUCUUUCUUGGAGGACUCAUUUGAUCUUCAUAGUCAGGGAAUGGCAUCUGCUGGUCAAUUUAAUAUCUCUAAUGAUAAAUAUUAUUCAAAUAGGAAAACAUCCCAGCAAACAAAGUCACAUGCUAAAAAGCGUACUCUAUUGAGCUUAAAAGUCAUGCAUUCAGUGCCUGCUUUGAAAUUGCAGACUAUGAAGCCCAAGUUGAGCUAUAAGGAAAUUGCUAAUUUUCAUAGGCCAAAAUCCUUAUGGUAUCCUCAUAAUAAUGCAAUUGCUGCUAAAGCGCAAGGUCCACCUUGCUUCCAUGGAUCAAUGAAAGUGGUUUUGAUUAGCCUAGGGGGAAAAUCAAUAAAGCUUCAUGUUAAUGCAGAGGAGACUUUAUCAGCUGUCAAAUUGCGAGCGUCUAAGAAGUUGGAUCUUAAACCAUCAGAAAAAUUUAAGGUAUUUUAUUCUGGAAGAGAGCUAGAGGAUCAUAUGACUGUUGCUGCGCAAGAUGUACGGCCAAAUUCUGUGCUCCAUCUUGUGCGCACUAGGAUAUACUUGUGGCCAAAGGCACAAAAAUUGCCUGGAGAAAACAGACCUCUGCGACCUCCUGGGGCAUUUAAAAAAAAAUCUGAACUCUCUGUAAAAGAUGGACAUGUCUUUCUUUUGGAAUAUUGUGAAGAGAGACCAUUGCUUCUAGGAAAUGUUGGGAUGGGUGCUAGACUCUGCACUUAUUAUCAGAAAACUGCACCUGGCGAUCAAACAGCUUCAUCCUUGCGGAAUGGCAACAAUAGACUGGGGACUGUGCUCACUCUUGAUCCUGCUGAUAAGUCUCCAUUUCUUGGAGAUAUUGGCUCUGGAUGCAGCCAAACAUGCCUUGAAACAAACAUGUAUCGGGCACCUGUAUUUCCUCACAAGUUGUCUUCGACAGAUUUUCUGUUGGUUCGCUCAGCAAAGGGGAUGCUUUCUCUUCGACGGAUUGAUAAAUUAUAUGUUGUUGGACAGCAAGAGCCUCACAUGGAAGUGCUUUCUCCAGGAGCGAAAACUGUUCAGAAUUAUCUUGUCAAUAGGAUGUUAGUAUAUGUAUACAGGGAAUUUCGUGCAAAGGAGAAACCAGGAAUCCUUCCUCAUAUUCGAGCUGAUGAAUUGUUUGCUCAGUUCCCUGGCUUGACCGAUGCUUUUGUGCGGAAACGAUUGAAACAUUGCGCUGAUAUAAAGAAGGGAUCGAAUGGACAGCUACUGUGGGUUAGGAAGGUUGAUUUUCGCAUUCCAUCAGAGGAAGAACUGAGGAGGAUUCUGUCACCUGAGAAUGUCUGCUCUUAUGAAAGUAUGCAAUCUGGUCUUUACCGGCUAAAACAGUUGGGGAUUAGUCGGCUUACUCAUCCUGUCGGCCUUUCUGCAGCAAUGAAUCAACUUCCUGAUGAAGCUAUUGCUCUAGCAGGGGCAUCACACAUUGAGAGGGAAUUGCAGAUUACUUCAUGGAAUCUUACAAGCAAUUUUGUUGCAUGCACAAAUCAGGAUCGUGAAAAUAUUGAACGCUUGGAAAUUACUGGUGUUGGUGAUCCUACUGGACGUGGACUAGGAUUUAGCUAUGUCCGUGUAACUUCAAAGCCCCCUAUUUCAUCUGCAAUAUCAAAGAAAAAGGCAGCUGCUGCUCGAGGAAGUUCAACAGUCACUGGGACUGAUGCUGAUCUUCGUAGAUUAAGCAUGGAUGCUGCACGUGAGGUCCUCUUAAAAUUCAAUGUUCCCGAAGAGCAAAUUGAUAAGUUAACUAGGUGGCAUCGUAUUGCUAUGGUACGCAAACUUUCAAGUGAGCAGGCUGCAGCAGGAGUCAAAGUUGAUGCCACAACACUAAAUAAGUUUGCACGUGGGCAGAGGAUGUCAUUUCUACAGCUACAACAGCAGACUAGAGAAAAAUGUCAGGAAAUUUGGGACCGACAAGUUCAGAGUCUUUCUGCUGCUGAUGGUGAUGAAAAUGACAGUGAUUCUGAAGCAAUCAGUGAUCUGGAUUCAUUUGCUGGAGACCUUGAGAAUUUGCUGGAUGCUGAGGAAUUUGAUGAAGAAGAUGAUGGUAAUACCGACAUGAGAGGUGAAAAGGCAGAUGGUGUUAAGGGUCUUAAAAUGCGAAGGUGUCCAUCUCAAACUCAAACUGAAGAAGAAAUUGAAGAUGACAAAGCUGAAGCAGCUAUGAUACAUAGAUUGCUUGAGGAUGAUGGAGCUGAAAUAAAGAAGAAAAAAAAGAAACCAGCUGGAAUGGAAGCCAUUGGUUCUCAUUUAGGUCCAGAGAAUACUGAUUUUACCAAAAAAACUAGCACUGGAGUUGGACAGACCAUUAUUGCAUCUCAUGCUGAUGGCUCAUAUAUUUCCAAAGACAUCAUGUUGCGAGAGACCAAGGAGGUUGAAAAACUUCAUCCUGAGAUGAACUUGCCUGGCAAAAUAAAACCCAAGAAAGCAAAUGGAGUGAGUGAGGACAUUUCAACUGGACUACUAAAAAGAAAAAGUGUUGCUCCAAAAGAAGGAAUUAAGGUUUUCAAGGAAAAGAAACAGAGUGAUAAACCAGUAAGGGAGAGUUUUGUCUGUGGAGCCUGUGGUCAGCUUGGACACAUGAGAACCAAUAAGAACUGCCCCAAGUAUAGAGAAGAACCAGAAACUUCGGAACUGGAAAGUGCUACCGCGAAACCUAGUCAUCCUGAUGUUGCAGGUCAGUUUCAAGUGAAAACUCCCAGCAAGAAGUCAAUAUCUAAUGCAUUGGCCAAGGUCAGUGAGGUUGAAGCAUCAGAAAAUGUUGAAAAGGCAGGAUUAAAGAUGCAGGGGAAAAUUAUUCCAGUGAAGUUCAAGUGUGGUCCAGCCGACAAGCCUUCUGAGAAAACUUUGUCAGGGGCUCAUUCUUUUAAUAAACAUAUUACUGAUGCAGAUAUUGAGUCUAAAUCAACAGGGAAGAUCAAUAAGAUAAUAAUAUCUAAUAAAAAGAAGACCGAGGAUGUUCAGCAGGAAAAGCCAAAGCAUGCUGUUGUAAUACGGCCUCCUGUUGACACAGAGAAAGAUCAACCUAAAAAGAAAAUUAUUAUUAAACAGCCAAAAGUUAAUACUAACAUAGAGCCACCCAGACAGCCAUCCAGACAAUUCUAUGAUGCUGAAAUGGACUAUGACUUCAGAAAAACAAAGAAAAUUGCCGAAUUGUCAAGUUAUGAGGAGCAAAAAAAGCCAGAGAACAAGUUGUUUGCUGGAGAGGCAAUUAAAAGGUAUCAAGGUCAUGGCAGGAGGUCAGUGGAGGAGGAGGAGAAAAGGAGAAGCAGAGAGAAAGCUAGGAGGAUGCUAGAGGAUGAAAGAAGGAUGCAAGAAGAGACUCAGCGACUUUCCGAGUCCAGAAGAUAUGAAGAGGCAAUCAGAAAGGAGGAAUUAAGAAAGGCAAAGAAGAAGAAAAAAACGGUGAAACCAGAUUUCAGAGAUGAGUACUUAUCAGAGCACAGGCCUUACAGAAAUGAUAGAAGGAUACCUGAAAGGGAUCGAGCUGCAAAGAGGCGGGCUAUGGUUGAACCAGGACAAUUGGAUUAUGCACCAGUAGCAAAACGCCGUAGAGGAGGAGAGGUUGAAUUUUCCAACAUUUUGGGGAGUAUCGUAGAGAGCUUGAGGGAUAAUUAUGAGGUUUCUUACCUAUUCCUUAAACCUGUGACUAAGAAAGAAGCCCCCGAUUAUCUUGACAUCAUAGAGCAGCCAAUGGACCUUUCCACCAUCAGAGACAAGGUCAGAAACAUGGAGUACAGGACCAGGGAGGACUUCAGGCAUGAUAUUUGGCAGAUAACUUUUAAUGCACAUAAAUACAAUGACGGCCGUAAUCCUGGAAUUCCUCCGCUUGCUGAUCAGCUUUUGGAACUCUGUGAUUACUACUUGCAACAGAGGCAUGAAGAAUUGAGUGAUGCUGAGGCUGGGAUUGACACCAGGACCUAGACCUGGAAAAUGUCGGAAGACGAGUACAAUCCUGGAUUCCACGAUUUCCAUAACCGGAGGUCCCAAUGUAUGUAAAUUAGCUAGAUCAUAUGUAUAACAGUUCUUAAUGAGAUUAUGGAGCAGUUGCUUCUUUUAGCCACUGUAUGUAUGAUUUUGAUAUGGUUACUUGGUGUAACUAAGCAUGCCAUUGUGACAUUAGAAAUGAUAAAUGGUGAGAAGUUUUUUUCGCCUAA
This is a messenger RNA of Musa acuminata AAA Group (dessert banana), 5971 nucleotides long. Its product is annotated as transcription initiation factor TFIID subunit 1-like. Gene Ontology annotation, molecular function: TBP-class protein binding; histone acetyltransferase activity; RNA polymerase II general transcription initiation factor activity. The record is from RefSeq and is a predicted model, not a curated record. NCBI's taxonomy places the organism in Eukaryota, Viridiplantae, Streptophyta, Magnoliopsida, Zingiberales, Musaceae. Gene Ontology annotation, biological process: transcription by RNA polymerase II; RNA polymerase II preinitiation complex assembly. Gene Ontology annotation, cellular component: transcription factor TFIID complex. The transcript is spliced from 21 exons. The coding region runs from base 219 to 5738 and encodes 1839 amino acids.